This is a messenger RNA of Dermacentor silvarum, 6801 nucleotides long. It is a transcript of the gene dmpd, whose product is annotated as F-box only protein 28. Lineage: Eukaryota; Metazoa; Arthropoda; Arachnida; Ixodida; Ixodidae. The record is from RefSeq and is a predicted model, not a curated record. Gene Ontology annotation, molecular function: transcription coactivator activity; protein binding. Gene Ontology annotation, biological process: positive regulation of DNA-templated transcription. The coding region runs from base 149 to 1468 and encodes 439 amino acids. The transcript has 7 exons. Gene Ontology annotation, cellular component: nucleus.
UUUGGUUGGCUGACGCUCGGUGCGUUGAGGAAAGUGGUAGCCGUGGUUGUGGUGCCGAAGCUGCGGAGGUGGCACACUGGAGACGGUUCUGUAAAGAUGUAAAUGGGUGCUUGAAACCUGACGUGCACUACAGUGCUCAGCUAAAAAGAUGGAGAACCAUGGCAUGGACACACUGGACAAUGAACAAGGGGGCAUCAACUUGCUUGACCUGCCCUCCGAGAUCAUCGAGAAGAUUUUGCGGCAUACAAACUUUGCAACCAUUAGCAAUGCGCGCAUGGUGUGCCACCACCUGAAUGAUGCCGCGUCUGGACUGCUCAACUCUGAGUUCGUGCGGCUGCGGUUGGCAAUGCAGCAGCGCUUCCAGGGCAUCAAGGCACAGAUGCCACGACGGGAGUCUGCGCGCCGCAAGCACCCACUGUCGCGCGAGUGUGACAUCAUCGAGACUGUGCACAUGCGCUUGACCCUACUGCAAAUGACUUUUGGAAAACACAUUGAACGCAAGCACUGCUGCUUCUUCCCAGGGGAGAUCUUGGACGAAGUGCACCGCAUCCUGAGGUACGUGGAGGUGACGCCCACACUGAGCCGUGCCUACAAGGUGACGGAUGAGCUCUUUGACCUGACCACCAUGGCCAUGGAGUAUUUCAAGGAGCACAUUGAGCCCACGCUGCCCGAGAUCAGCUACUUUGCAGCCGACUUCCUCGACUACCCUUCUUCCUACUCUUCUUCCUUGAAAAACCAGAUUUCGCUGAUGGACUCGCCACCACCUACAUGCACACAAGCUUCACUGUCCAGUGCGCCCCAGUCUCCCCAGCCACCUCCGGUCAAUCCAACGGUGAAAAAGCGCCUGCGCAAGCUGAGGGAAAGCAUGAAGAAAAACAGUGGACAGGUGUUGGCGCUGCGUCGAGAGCUGAAGCUGACACGACGGCGGGUGACCAGCCAACAGCGGCACAUAGUGGAGAUGAAGGCGCGCCAGGAUGACUACGACCAGAAGUUACAGACAACGUCGCGCAAGCUGAAUGCGGUAUUGCAGGAAUUGAACAGGUGCAAGACAGAGUUACAGUACUGGCGCUCCAAGUCACCUGCUGUGCCGGCCUGCACCUGCGGCAAGACCACUCCGCUUGGUGGGGGGCCUGCCCAAGGCGCCCCCAUCGAUUUCAUGCCCAUCGACUUCCAAGAGGCCGCCUCUUCCUCUUUCGGAUUGCAGGGUGAGGGCCAACUCAAGCUGGUGCCUGCGUGCUACGGCACUCCACCAGAGAACAUCGUGCUGAGCUUGAGUGACUCUGAGUGUGUGGCAUUUGAAGAAGUAAUCGCAGAGGCGUUGCCCGUAAACAAGACGGUGCCCGUUGACAAGUCAGCACCGCCAAGAGCGUGCAAGCGCAAACUGGAUCUGGACGGAGGCGCCACCACGUCAAGCCUGGUCAUCAAAGCACACAAAGUACAAAGGAGUUCAUUGCCAAACGUGAAUUAGCAACGCCACACCCCACUUAUCAUCCCCCUGGUAUUUUUACGUUCUCUAACUGUUGGGGAGGGAGGGGGGAGAGCUCAGCUAUCUUGUUGUGUGUGCAUCUCUUGCCCAGCGUAGUUUUUUCUUUUUUUCAGACCCCUUGGGGGUUGACUUUGGACGAAGCUUCUUACGAUUUCACAUCGCUUGUAGUGACAGGACUAAGAACUUGUGAGCAGUUUUUUUUUUUUUUUUUUUUUUUUUAAUGGGGCGCUUACUAGAUCAUGCCUAUAGCAGCGAAGGCUUCUUGUGGGCGCACAAUCAAUGUGGCUGGCUCAAUCAGUCGUGUGAUUGAUGUUUUUUUUUUUUUUCUCAAGGUGCUACAAGCUUCACAGUAAGCAAAGCCUUGACAUUGGUAUCUCGCCUCUCUUCUUUUCAUUGCCUCUACUUUUGUCACUACCGCCGGGGCACAUAACUUCGUGAGAGUGGAAUGAUACUGAUCUUGUUAGGUCACUGGAGCGGUGAGGUGUGCGCGAGAGAAAUGGGCAUCUGUCACAUAUGCCUGUUCCGCGAAAGCCUGUGCUAAAAGGUGACGCAUAACAAGGGGGUUUCCUUUAGCGGUAAAGUGCUAUAAGGUUACUGUUCCGUAGCGCGAGUGCUCUGGUGCUCUUUGUACGCAAUGCAGCACGAUCUGCUGGUGCAAUGCCUGUGUUCCAUAACUUCACUGCAAUAGCACUUGAGAAUAUGUGGCUUUGUCCUACUGCAUGCUGUUGUUCGAAUACUGCUGUUAGCCGAACUGUGUGCCUCUUGGUCCCCCCCUCCCCAUACAUGGUGCAGUUGAGUGAGGCUUGUGGAAGCUGAGUUGUUUGAACCAGUAUCACGUCUUUUUUUUUUUUUUUUUUUGCCAUUCUUGUGAAAUAUUUCGUAUGGAGUUCAAUAAUUCCACAUGCUUUUCUGUAUUUCUGUGGAAAUUGUGUAGAAUUCGUACCGAGUCUUGAUAAAUUCUGUUUGUUUUACAAUUAGUCGGACAGCAUACCGAUAAAUUUCAAUACGGCAUCUGCUAAGCAAAAGAAAGAAAGAAAGCAUUUCUGCUUCAGAUAUGGUGGAUCUAUGCUCUAAAGUGCAAACUGAAUGGCUUUUGACUGUAGUACCUGUGCUGUGGUAAUGUAAUAUUCUCACAGUCUCUUGAUCUGAAGGCACCUGGAGACUUGAAAAAAGGCAAGGAAAAAAAAAGACUGCCUUUGCUUUGUUUUUUGUAAUUUGGCACUUUAGUGCAUUUACGUAACUGCUUGCACAACCUUCCUACCGUAAUUUGAAGGUGCACCAUUUCUGUUUCAUGCUUAUUUUGAUAAAAGUGAUUUUGUGUGCAUGUGGCUGAUGAUAUUAUCUUACUAGGAAUGCUCCAGAUUCAUAUACAAUGAGAGGUACAGGGAUCGUCGUGUCACACACUUUUUCACAAUGACAAUCCUUCCCACUUUUUGAAAGAUCGUAUUCAGUGUAACGGCCACGUUGGCAGGUUAUGAUCGUCACUUUUUUUUUAAUUGCUGGUUGGCAGCACGCCACACAGCCUUCUAAAUGGCCAUCUUUGUUCUUGUGUCUGCUGUGUUCGGUUUAUAAAUGGCUGUCUUGGUAGCUCAACAAAAUGUAACGUUGAAUUCGGUCCCCGAAUCAAUGUGAUGCACAGCAUUGGAUGUCACUUGAUCCUACACUGUGGCCUUUGGUUGCUCACUCAGCUAUUCCUUUAAAGCUUCUUAUAUUCUUGCUGCUUUAUAAUUUUGCAACAAAAGCACGAAAUUCAAGAGCGUGCUAGCUUCUCCUAAGUCAUGCUCCCCUGUGCCUGAUGGCUCGCUGAUAAGAGUCAAUAAAUAAGUUACUUGUAGUAUUAGUGAAUAAACUUCUAAAACAGCGAUCUAGAACAUGUUUAUAAAAACAUUUGGACGUUUGGGAACAGAGCGAAGGCUCUCCAGUAGCUUCAUCAAUGUCUGAAAACCAGCAGCUGAGUGCGAUUCACCAAUAAAAUUUUUUGACAAUUGUAGAAUGUGGGCUAAUGAAAUAAGAGAACUUUAGAAGUAACUAGAAUGCAUUCUUUCAUUUACGCUUUCAGCAUUCUGCGUGUUGUUGGCAUAACUUCAGUUUGUGUGGUGCCUACACCAUCUUUGCCAAUAGGUGCACUGCAUCUAGGCACCUUGUUUUAUCAUUUUGCAUUUCAUUUGUCCAUGACCUUACAGACAUGCGUGUAAUGGCACACUGCAGCACGUUAUGUGCACACCUGUUUUUCUGUCUUCUUUGCUGUUAAAAGAGGAUUCACUUGUCGCUCCUCAAAAAAUGUGGUGCUCACCUCUUUCUGUGCUAGCCUUUUUAUUUCUCGUAAGAGUUUGCGAAUAGAAAUUUUCGUUACCAAAUUGAAUAGCGAAUAGUUUUUGAAUAAUGAACAGCCAUUUUCACCAUUAAUCUGAAGCAAUCUUCACGUGCUAGUAUUUUCACAGCAGUCGCAAGUUUUUGUUGUUGCAUUGCACAUUAUGAAGCGUUGCUUUAAAAGCAUAAAUGGAGCAUUGGGAGCAAAUAACCAGUAUAUUGGCAUAAUUGGGUCUCAUUGGUGUUUUGAAAUGUUAGAAAAAUAUUCGGAUUUACGAAUAGUGACUAUUUGAUUCGAAUACCGAAUCAACUUUCAAAUAUUCGCACACACCUACUUUGUUGCUUUGUUCGGGAUAAAAGGAAUGACAAUCUCUGCCUCUCAUACCUGUUUGCGUGGUAUCCUUACUACUCGAGUCACCUUCGUAGCCUCUCCGGAAUUGUUUCAGUGGCAAUGUAGCGCUUGUGUUCUUGCUCCCCUGCACAUUUUGCAGGUGGCAGUGGGGGGAUGGGUGUUGCAAAUAAUAUGACAUUGCACCUAACUUAUAGACAGAUUAUAAAGCCAGUGAUUGCAAGUAAGCAAUCAACGUCUUCUGCAGUCGCAUGCACUGGUCCGGCACCCAGAAUUUUUGUGCACUGAGCAGGGGAUUGAACUUGGCUACGCACCUUCGAGGCGUAGCCACUGCACUGCACAAGCAACAGAAACAAGUCAACACUCCCAAGUGUCAGCCUUCUCCCGUCCGUGUGCGUAAGUGCUAGUUAAUGCAUACAAGUAUUAAGUUAGUGCAGUUGUCAGCCUUGAAGGAAGGUUCUCGUAGCUAGUAGUAACCACUGCUUCAUCCACAGUUGAACCAUAAUUCAUUGUCAUCAAAAUCCAAAGUUGCAUUCACUCUUUGCACAAACAUCUCAAACUUUCUUGUUCACUUUCUUUUUUUUUUUUUUCUUUUGGGAUUUCUUUUAGCUUUUGGAGCACCAAAUAAAAAUCUGUGGGUCUUGCACAAAACCAACAAACAGGACCAAGCGGGGGCACACUCUGGGUUUCGUUUGUGUUGGCUCUUUGUCUUCAAAGCAACACUUCCGUGAGAAUUGCACAAGAGUUGCGCAGUUUCAGCACUACGCACAGGCAAUAACUACACGUGGUUACGCAUUUGUCACUGUGGUGUCUGCAGAGUGUACCCUGAUAGAAAUGUUUGCCAUCAUGUGUGUUUGCUUUUUUUUUUUUCUUCUUUCCUCAUUUUGUAAUGUUGCAUCUUGACGAGAAUGAUUGUGGCAAGAGCUCUGUGAUUUUUGUUUCCAGAACAUAACUCAUUUGAUUACCUACACCUUAAGCGGAUCUGCCUGCAAAGUUGUUCAAGUAAACAUUUUUCUCUUGCGUGUUUAAGGUGUUGUGGCCAAGUUGUGUGAGAGUGUAGCUGUAGGGGCUGGCUGGCUAACACCAUCUUGCUCUGAACCCAUGUUGUUUGAACAUACAAAAAAAAAAGAGGAUGUAAUGAAAUUCGGAUGCGUACUUAAGACGAGCAUUGACCGCAUCAGUGCGUUAGCAUUGUCAAAAAAAAAAUUGAAGCAAGUUUUCGUUGAUCAGGUAACGGUGCAUGGGUGGUAGCUCAAAAAUUUAUACCUAGGCUCGCCUGUUUCAUGCUUGUGUUUUUAGAUUUGUAAUGCUAUGACACACCAGAGUAUAGUAUUCGGUUGCGUCCUCUUAAGCUCUAUAUAUGUUUUCAGAGCGUGAGCACAGAGCAAUAUGUUAUUUUAGUAAACUUUGAAGCAGAAGCGAGGGCGGCCUGCAAUUGAGGGUGUAUUGUACGCAGCCAGUCUAGUGCAGUGAUUUUCAACUUAGCUGAAGAGCUUUACACCGCAUAUUGCAGUGUCUUUGAUUCAAAGGAAAGUUUUUUUUUUUUUUUUUUUUUUUUUUUUUUUUUGUACCUGUGCCUGAGUGUAUUUGAUGCCUAGCAAGCUUUUUAAGUGUGGCAAUUUGUGUGCAGAAUAGCCUUUGCUUCCACCUCUUCCUGCUGUCUGAAAGAAAGCCUUGUGUCUGUGUGCACAUGUGUGCACAUGUGUGCAUGUACUAGUGAGAGUGUGAACACCUUAUGCUUCAACUUAAGACUCUCUAUCUCUCACUUGCUUGAUCAUGAACUUAUUGCCGAACGUGUAUUGCCCAAAAGCACAGUCUUCUGAACGCUUUCUUCUCUCAUUUUUUCUUGGAAACCAACCACGAGUUGUGGAGUAGCGCAUGUUUUAUUAUUUGUGCCAAAUUGCCAAGCUUCUUCUUUAGGUUUAAAACGUUCAACCAGGCAUUCCCUGAAGCAUUGUCGCUUUAUAUUAAUGUUUGCAUUGGGAGCUGAAUGAAACGAAGACUAGGUUAUUUGGUCAUGUGCAAUUGUAUGUCUGUAGUGGUGGCCCCUUUAAUGGUGUAAGCAUUUCUAGUGGAACAAAAAGGGCGUCCAAAUAAUGGAACAAUCAUGCCUCGGUCGUGUACAGUUGUUCGAAUGGGAAGGCUCUCUUCAAUUGUGCUGGCUGCGUGAACGGCGUAACUUUGUGAAUUUUUAGUGUCUUGGAGAAAUCCGCAUGACAUUGUGCCACAUUUUUAGUAAUGACACGUUGAUGUGUUACAUUGAGUGUGCCUUUGUGCAUUUUCUUUUUUCGCUGUUGCACUAGUACUGUAGGAUAAAACAUAUAUCAGAUUGCUUGUCUCUUUAAAGUGGAUGUAUACUGUAGCGUUGUGUCAUGUAUUGCAGUUUUCAUUGCCUUAUACAUUUUUUUUUAAAUUCUCGCUCAACUAUGGUUGCAUUCUCUACCUCUUGAGGUUGUUGGGCAGUACUAACAAGCAUUUUUUUUUCUCUUUCCCGUGACCCACAGAAGAUCUCAAAUCUCCAAAUGUCACAAUGUAACAACAUACACAACAAAGAUACCAGUGUGUAUUUUGCACAGUUAUAUUGUGACUGUAGCUUAACGCUGUAAGCACAAGAUGGUUAUUUAUUGUUUCUUGAAAUAAAGCUAACACUUCACAA